Molecule: messenger RNA, 1431 nt
Organism: Schistocerca nitens (vagrant locust)
Lineage: Eukaryota; Metazoa; Arthropoda; Insecta; Orthoptera; Acrididae
Product: filaggrin-2-like
Exons: 5
Coding region: 1-1431 (476 amino acids)
Source: RefSeq, a predicted model, not a curated record
AUGGCCGACAUCGACCCAGCCUUCCGUCGGCCGCCGCCCAUCGGGAAAGCAAUUUGCAACAGCCCGGCGUCGGCGUCGCAACGAGUGGGCGCGCAGCAGCAGCGGCGCUCUCCGUGUACGGCGCAGACGCUGCGUGUGGACCGUGGAGGCCGUAAUCUCUUGUUUGCCGGCGAGGUGGGACGAGGAGAAAGCAAUGUUGGACUUGCAGAAAGCAAUGUUGGACUUGCAGAAAGCAAUGUUGGACUUGCAGAAAGCAAUGUUGGACUUGCAGAAAGCAAGGUUGGACUUGCAGAAAGCAAUGUUGGACUUGCAGAAAGCAAUGUUGGACUUGCAGAAAGCAAUGUUGGACUUGCAGAAAGCAAUGUUGGACUUGCAGAAAGCAAUGUUGGACUUGCAGAAAGCAAUGUUGGACUUGCAGAAAGCAAUGUUGGACUUGCAGAAAGCAAUGUUGGACUUGCAGAAAGCAAUAGACAGAGGAACGAGGGGGCGGGGCAGAGACAGAGGAACGAGGGGGCGGGGCAGAGACAGAGGAACGAGGGGGCGGGGCAGAGACAGAGGAACGAGGGGGCGGGGCAGAGACAGAGGAACGAGGGGGCGGGGCAGAGACAGAGGAACGAGGGGGCGGGGCAGAGACAGAGGAACGAGGGGGCGGGGCAGAGACAGAGGAACGAGGGGGCGGGGCAGAGACAGAGGAACGAGGGGGCGGGGCAGAGACAGAGGAACGAGGGGGCGGGGCAGAGACAGAGGAACGAGGGGGCGGGGCAGAGACAGAGGAACGAGGGGGCGGGGCAGAGACAGAGGAACGAGGGGGCGGGGCAGAGACAGAGGAACGAGGGGGCGGGGCAGAGACAGAGGAACGAGGGGGCGGGGCAGAGACAGAGGAACGAGGGGGCGGGGCAGAGACAGAGGAACGAGGGGGCGGGGCAGAGACAGAGGAACGAGGGGGCGGGGCAGAGACAGAGGAACGAGGGGGCGGGGCAGAGACAGAGGAACGAGGGGGCGGGGCAGAGACAGAGGAACGAGGGGGCGGGGCAGAGACAGAGGAACGAGGGGGCGGGUCAGAGCUUUGUACACGUGGAACGGAGCGGCCCGGUGGCAGCGCGCCGCCGGCGCUGGCAGCGGGAACCUCCGGGCGAGCAGUUUGCCCGCCAAGGCCCUGGCAGGCCCGCGGGCAGAGCGCAGGCACGGCACGGCGUGGAGGAGCUGAGCCGCGCCGAGCCGAGCCAGUCCGAGGUUGUUGACUCCAGACUCCAGCUGGGCUCCAGCGGCGCUCGUGGGCGGAACGUGCCGGAGCGGUACCUGGACCUGCAGCAGGACCAGGGGCCGUGGGACCGCGCGCUCCCCACUCCAGGCACACGACACGACACAGCACUGGGCUCCGACUCUUGGUCUCAAACUGUGUGCCUCUGGGAAAAUGCAAACGGACCCUAA